Cladophialophora yegresii CBS 114405 is the source of this 1461-nucleotide messenger RNA. RefSeq lists its product as uncharacterized. Gene Ontology annotation, cellular component: fungal-type vacuole membrane. The record is from RefSeq and is a predicted model, not a curated record. The transcript has 2 exons. NCBI's taxonomy places the organism in Eukaryota, Fungi, Ascomycota, Eurotiomycetes, Chaetothyriales, Herpotrichiellaceae. Gene Ontology annotation, molecular function: transmembrane transporter activity. The coding region runs from base 1 to 1461 and encodes 486 amino acids. Gene Ontology annotation, biological process: transmembrane transport.
AUGUCUACAGUAACCGACGUCGAGCUUCGAACAGUCGUGCAGCCGGAGCGGCUGCACUUGGACGUACUGCACCGAAAUGGCUUGUCGCAAGACGCGACCUCGCACGCACUUGAUCGGGAUUCCUCCAGACUAACACCAGACGGUCAGCCACAUGGCAGGACAUUCCUCCAAGAGGCAGCGCCACUAAAUGCUGCCACCUCAUUACCCGAAGGAGGGUACGGCUGGACCAUCAUCUCCAUCUGCGCCCUCUUCACGUUCUGGUUCAACGGCAUCAUGGGCAGUUGGGGCGUCGUCCAGGCCGCCCUCCUACGCUCCGACCUCCCAACGACAUCCACGUCGACCGUCUCCUUCGUCGGGACAUUGGGCCUGGCCUGCGUCGUCGCGUUCGGACUGUUCAGCGUGCGUGUGGUGCGCAUCCUCGGCGCCCGCGUGGCUGCGUUCCUGGGUCUCGGGCUGCUUGCCGCGGGCGAGGUGGUCUCCUCAUUCACCACGUCCAACGUGGGCGGACUGUUUGGCUCGUCGGGGGUGCUCUACGGCUUAGGGGCAUGUCUGCUGUAUUCCAUCUCGAACAUCCUGCCGACGCAGUACUUCGGGGCGCGACUGGGGCUGGCAUCGGGGAUCGUCAAACUGGGUGGGGGCAUCGGCGCGGCCGUCCUUGCGGUCGCCAUUGACGCACUGAUCGACCGGGUCGGCAUAGCCUGGACUUUUCGGUUCCUGGGGCUGUGUUCCCUGGCCACGUGCGCGCCCGCGGCCUUCUUCAUCCGCGAGCGCGUCCCUAUUGGCAAGGUGCCGUUUCUCGACGUCUCGAUUUUCGGCAAUCUGGCUUUUACGGCCCUCUUCUUCGCCGGCGCCAUCGGCACGUUCUCGCUCUUCAUCCCUCCUUAUUUUUUGCCCCUUGUGGCGCAGGGUGUGGGACUGAGCUCGUCGACUGGGGCCGGUCUCGUCGGUGGGUUCAACGCAUGCACGGCUGUGGGCCGAUUCCUGUCCGGCUGGCUCAGCGACUCAAUCGGGCCGGUCAACAUGUUUCUCCUGGCCAUGGCUCUCAACGCGGUCAGCAUGCUGGCCAUAUGGCCGGUCUCUAACUCUCUGGGCCCGCUGGUCGUUUUUGCCAUGUUCAACGGUCUGGCGAACGGGGCCUUCUUCACGCUUUACCCCGUUGUAGUGGCCAGCACGGCGGCGCGGGUGGAGCACGCUGACUCCAGCCGCGUCGCCAUCGCCAUGGGCAUGUCGAUUACUGGCUGGACGGGCGGUUACUUGAUGGGCGUUCCUAUAGCAGGAUAUCUUCUCCAAGCCUCAGGCAUGGCAGUCGACCCGGCGUCCUCGACAAGGCUUAAAUCCGACACUCCUAUCGCGCCUUAUCGGCCCGCUAUCUUCUAUGCCGGCGGCGUGGCAUUGCUGUCGGCAGGUUGUGUCUUGGUGGCAAGACUGAAGCUCGAACAGAGUAUCAGGAAGAAGGUGUAG